CUCCUUUCCCUUUCUUUCCUUUCAAUAUGACACAGAUUAUCAACACCGAGACGCAUUCACUUGCUUCGAAAUGGGACAUUGAGCCUUCAGUUUUGCAAAAUUUGCGGGAUGAAUGCGCGAGUGCUAAAGGAAGGGCUUACUGCCCGUACUCGAAAUUCCAAGUCGGCGCAUGUCUUCUUACUCAUGACGGAGCGUUGAUAUCCGGAGCAAAUGUCGAGAACGCAAGCUAUCCAGUUGGAUUAUGCGCCGAGCGGACGGCGUUGUCCAAGGCAGUGACAGAGGGACAAAGGUCUUUCAAGGCGCUCGCCGUUUCUACAAACAUCACUCCUCCGGCUUCGCCAUGCGGAAUGUGUCGUCAAUUCAUCCGCGAAUUCUGCGACCUUAAAAUGCCCAUUUUCAUGUAUGACAAGAAUGGCGACUGCGUUGUCCGAACUGUUGAGGAGCUCCUACCUAUGUCUUUUGGCCCUGCGGAUCUGGCUGCCUAAUUGCGCGGCUGCGCUAUGCGUACGAGAAACCUUUUUCUGAACACUUGGUGUUUGCUUGAAACGGCGGAGUCGGUGCUAUAUAUCCAGGAUGAAGGCGGUGUAGGUGUGUUUGAUUUGGGAGUACUGUGCGAAUUUCUUUGACACCAAGUUUUUCCGAGGGAGUCUUCUUGGUAAUGCCCAAAAGGCCCGAGAAAGUAAGCGGUUAUGGCCAAAGAGACUCAGAAAUCUCUCAGAGGUCAUAUCAGAGAGCUUCAAUAAAGAGUCAAUUCUUGAACA
Molecule: messenger RNA, 761 nt
Organism: Xylona heveae TC161
Lineage: Eukaryota; Fungi; Ascomycota; Xylonomycetes; Xylonales; Xylonaceae
Product: cytidine deaminase
Exons: 6
Coding region: 27-485 (152 amino acids)
Cellular component (GO): cytosol
Molecular function (GO): cytidine deaminase activity; zinc ion binding
Source: RefSeq, a predicted model, not a curated record